Phaethon lepturus (White-tailed tropicbird) is the source of this 923-nucleotide messenger RNA. It is a transcript of the gene ENKUR, whose product is annotated as enkurin, TRPC channel interacting protein. Gene Ontology annotation, cellular component: acrosomal vesicle. Lineage: Eukaryota; Metazoa; Chordata; Aves; Phaethontiformes; Phaethontidae. The transcript is spliced from 6 exons. Bases 1 to 774 code for a protein of 257 amino acids. Gene Ontology annotation, molecular function: calmodulin binding. The record is from RefSeq and is a predicted model, not a curated record.
AUGGCGACGCAGUGUGCUGAGGAGAGCAUCUAUAACCUCCUGCCCCGCCUGGAUGAGAGGCCUGUCAAACCUCCCAGGUAUAUAUCCACUUUUAGACCAUCUGUGAAAUGUGAAGCAGAGAAAAAUAAAGCUCAGUGGAAAACUAUGGGACCAGCAAAAGUUGCGGUGCCAUCUCCAAAAAAUUUUCUGCAGAAACAUUCAAAGGAACCCAAGCUACCACCCAAGAGAAAAAAAGAACAGGAUAGUAGGAAAUUGCCCGCAUUAUCAGUGCCACGGAGGACAGAUCACCCAGUUAUGGGAAUUCAGAGUAAAAAGAAUUUUAUAAAUACAAAUGCAGUGGCUGCUAUCACAGGAUUGCCUAAAAAGCCUCAACCUAUUUAUGUUGAUAGAAGACAGGGAGAUAAAUUUCUGCUUGAAACUUCAGGACUUGUUCCAAAAUAUAUUAAAAAAAAGGAUUAUGGUGUUACACCAAAAUAUGUAGCACAGAGAAACGAAGAAAUAAAGAGAGCUCAGAAAGAAUAUGAGGCCGGUAUCUUGGAGCAUCUCAAGAAAAGAGCCAUGAAACAGGUAUCUGAUGAAGAAAGGAGAAGUCUUCUGCAGGGGCUGAAAAAGAACUGGGAGGAAGUGUAUCGUGAAUUUCAGGGUCUUUCGGUAGAAAUAGACACCAUACCCAAGAAGUUACAUAAAGAAAAGCUGGAAUCACAGAUGAAACAACUGGAACAUGACAUAGAAGUAAUUGAGAAGCACAAAGUUAUCUACAUUGCAAAUGAGUAAGGACUGUUUUUCAGAUAUUGCCUCUUUCCUCCUUUUCUUUUUCUCUAUCCCUACAUCUCCAAGAAGCAACCCCCUAAAUUCUCAGAAGAAAUUGACACCGCCAACUAUUCAGAAGGAAAUAUUCAACUAAUACAAGUAUGUAGCUUCUU